Hemicordylus capensis (graceful crag lizard) is the source of this 986-nucleotide messenger RNA. It is a transcript of the gene MRPL13, whose product is annotated as mitochondrial ribosomal protein L13. Lineage: Eukaryota; Metazoa; Chordata; Lepidosauria; Squamata; Cordylidae. Bases 247 to 714 code for a protein of 155 amino acids. Gene Ontology annotation, biological process: translation; negative regulation of translation. The transcript is spliced from 7 exons. The record is from RefSeq and is a predicted model, not a curated record. Gene Ontology annotation, molecular function: mRNA binding; structural constituent of ribosome. Gene Ontology annotation, cellular component: mitochondrial large ribosomal subunit; ribosome.
UGCCUUUAGAUACCGCCGCCCCCAUGCAAAAAGGUCCCUGGGCGGCAUUAUGCCCUCGAGAGACAGCAUGAAGCGGCAGAGAAGACGCAGCCCGCCUGAGGGAGGAAAAAGGCUCCCCCUCUCCGCUCCCGCCGGGAUACCUGAGGAGGGACCUUCGCUUCCUGCCUCGCCUUGGCGGCCCCGCCAGCUCAUGAGGAGAAGCAAUGGGCCACAUUUGCACGAUCCUGGUAUCUUUUAGAUGCGAAAAUGCAGCCACCAGGAAAAAUUGCAGCCAUGGCCAUCAUCCGACUUCAGGGGAAGCAUAAACCUGUGUACCAUGCGCUAAGUGACCUUGGAGAUCAUGUUGUCAUAAUAAAUACAAGGCACAUUGCUUUUUCUGGCAAUAAAUGGGAGCAGAAAGUGUAUUCAUCACAUACUGGGUAUCCUGGUGGAUUUCGACAAGUGACAGCAUCUCAGCUUCACCAAAGGGAUCCAAUAGCAAUUGUAAAACUGGCUACCUAUGGAAUGCUCCCAAAAAACCUUCACAGAAGAACUAUGAUGCAAAGGCUGCAUCUCUUUCCUGAUGAUGUUAUCCCUGAUGAAAUACGCAAAAAUCUGAUAGAGGAACUUCCACAGCCCCGCAAAGUUCCUAGGAAGCUAGAUGAAUAUACACAAGAGGAAAUCGAUGCUUUCCCAAAGCUCUGGUCCCGGCCUAAAGACUUCCGAGAAAGGUAGUGGGAAGAAUGUAAAAGAAUUUGAAGAAGAAGCUACAUCCCUUCUCUUUUCUUGAGGGCAGACACUGGAAGGCUCAGCAUUUCAGUUUGGUCAUUUGCAUAAACCUGUAAUUAUCUGCUCUAAAUAUUGGAAAAUAUUUUCAGGUAUAGGGCAGUAUUAUUUGAUAGAAAUGAAUAAUCUUUGACACAAAGUUAAUACUUAAGACAGGUGUUUUAUUUUUUUUAAGUCUGUUUCUUGCUAAGAGGUGACAAUAAAAAGUACUUUCCUGCAAA